AUGCACGUGAUCCUGGCGGACGAGCUGAGCUGCGCGGCCGCAGCCUACCGGAACAAGCAGCACCAAGGCGAAGAGGCGGAGCUGUGUGCGUGGAAGGGCGCGCUGAGGCGGAGCUUCGCGCUGGCGGACGAGCUGGGGGUGUCGGGGGUGCCGGCGGGCACCAUCAUGGGGUCCACGGCGGUGGUGGCGCUCGUGGUCCGCGGCCGCAUCCUCGUGGCCAACUGCGGCGACUCCCGCGCCGUGCUGUGCCGCGCUGGCCGCGCCGUCCCGCUCUCCCAGGACAACAAGCUGGCACGGCCGGACGAGCUGGCGGCCGCCGGCGGCGUGAUGUACCACUACGAUGUGGUGCCGCGCGUGCAGGGGUUCCUUAGCAGGUCGCGAGCAUUAGGGCACACAGUCCCCAAUCCUAAAAUGACAUGUGAGCCUGAUAUUACCAUAACCGCAAGGUCGGACGACGACGACUGCCUGAUCCUCGCGAGUAACGGGCUGUGGGAUGUGAUCUCAAACCAGAAGGCAUGCAACAUCGCUAAGAAGUGCCUGCAAGACAAGAGCAAGGGUGCGAAUGCACCGGUAGGAAAGGAGGAAGAGGUUCAGUGUGUCUGUGCUGCUAUCCGCCUAACAAAUCUUGCCAUCAAUGAGCAUAGCCUCGAUGACAUCAGUGUGGUCGUGCUUGAUCUGAAGGUGAGGGGUUAGCUAGGUUGAUCAGAUUAAAUCAGAUCGUCAUCAUCUCCUUUGCAGCUUAGACUUGAUAGAUAGUUUAGCUCUCUGCAUUCUUAGCAAAGCAAAACCUCCGAGAUAUUUUCUUAUUGGAUUCUUAAUUCCCUAGCUAGUUCUUCUAAAGUUGGUUGGUCUUAUGUUUGGUGAAAAAAUAUGCAGCACAACUAGUAAUAUG
Molecule: messenger RNA, 892 nt
Organism: Triticum dicoccoides
Lineage: Eukaryota; Viridiplantae; Streptophyta; Magnoliopsida; Poales; Poaceae
Product: probable protein phosphatase 2C 37
Exons: 3
Coding region: 1-693 (230 amino acids)
Biological process (GO): protein dephosphorylation
Molecular function (GO): protein serine/threonine phosphatase activity
Source: RefSeq, a predicted model, not a curated record